This is a messenger RNA of Phaedon cochleariae (mustard beetle), 1637 nucleotides long. The record is from the annotation of a GenBank genome assembly. NCBI's taxonomy places the organism in Eukaryota, Metazoa, Arthropoda, Insecta, Coleoptera, Chrysomelidae.
UACAAAUCCAUUAUUUUGUAUAUGUUCGUUUUUCGUUAGUAAAAUUCAGUGAGAUUUCUGUCAUAAUAGUAUAAUGUCAGAGAACUUGAGAAAACGAAGUGGUGUAGCUGGUGAUGCAGAAAAUGUUCAAGAAAAAACUGAUGGAGCUGAUACCCAUAGCGAUAAAGAAAAUAUCCACUCGAAUUUGAGAGACAGUGAGAUCGACAGUGAAGAUGACAAAAAUGGUCGAAAAGGCAGUAUCGACUUGUCGUCAAACAUUCCCACAGGGACUAAUAAAGCCCCUUUCAUGCUGGAAAUGCUUCUACAGGAUUUGCCGGACAAAUGGCGAAAUUGGGUGGUUAGAGGCAUUUUCAGCUUUCUGAUGCUCACAUUUUUUUUGGUAGUCAUAUAUGGAGGCCCACUUGCUCUCAUGAUCACAACAUUGGUGGUUCAGGUGAAAUGUUUCCAAGAAAUAAUAAAUAUAGGGUAUUCUGUUUAUCGCAUCCAUGGUCUACCUUGGUUCAGAUCUUUAUCUUGGUAUUUUCUGAUCACCUCGAACUAUUUCUUUUAUGGAGAAAGCUUGGUUGAAUAUUUUGGGGUAGUAAUAAACAGAACGGAUUUCUUGAGAGGAAUAGUAACAUACCACAGAUUCAUCUCUUUCUGCCUAUACUGUGGUGGUUUCGUAUUAUUCGUGUUGAGUCUGGUCAAGAAAUACUACAUGAAACAGUUCUCACUAUUUGCUUGGACCCACGUGGCUUUGCUGAUAGUGGUGACACAGUCGUAUCUGAUCAUAAAGAACAUAUUCGAAGGGCUCAUAUGGUUCAUUGUACCUGUUUCGAUGAUUAUUUGCAAUGACAUUAUGGCCUAUGUUUUCGGCUUCUUCUUUGGAAAAACGCCGUUGAUUAAACUGUCGCCCAAAAAAACCUGGGAAGGGUUCAUCGGUGGAGGAUUUUCAACAGUCAUUUUUGGAUUCAUGAUGUCAUACAUAAUGUGUCAAUAUCCAUAUUUCGUGUGUCCGAUUGAAUAUAGUGAAGCUUUGGGAAGAAUGACAAUGGAAUGUGAACCCAGUAUACUAUUUCGACCCACCAUGUAUGAACUCCCCGGAUUCUUAUGUGGAUUAUUGAACACAUUUGGUCUUCCCACUACUGUAUCUCUCUAUCCUUUCAUGCUCCAUUCUCUGUCUUUAUCGCUCUUCAGUAGCGUCAUCGGACCAUUUGGUGGAUUUUUCGCAUCUGGGUUCAAGAGAGCAUUCAAAAUAAAGGAUUUCGGUGACGUCAUACCUGGUCACGGUGGUAUAAUGGACCGUUUCGAUUGUCAAUUUCUGAUGGCCACAUUUGUGAACGUCUACAUCAGCAGUUUUAUUCAAACUGACAGUCCGCAAAAGCUGCUUACUCAGGUGCUGUACUUGAAACCUGAGCAGCAGCUGCAACUCUUCCACAUGUUGAAGGAUACGCUCGAAAAUAGAAAUAUAUUGGUACCCAGUGUAUGAAUUCCUUAUUACUUGUUGAUACCCAGUGUUUGAAUGUUUUAUUACUUGUUUAUUGUAGAACAGCGAAAAGUUUGCAAUAGACAGUGUGUUCGAUUUCUAUCCGCAAUAUCUUCCUAAUUUGGAACCCGUCGACCGAUUUUCAAAAACAACUAGUCGAUUCAGGCAUAGC